UUCUCAAUAAUUACACAUUCCAGAAGCUUCAGUAGUCCCCAUAGGCCAGCUCUCUUCCUGAAGCUCUCCUUCUGAAGAUGAAGGUCUUGAUGGCUACUGUCUCUUUCCUUCUCCUCCUCCUCAUCUCCACCACCCCAGGGUUCAAGGCUCAAGUCUAUUCACGAGGGCCUUACCACCCGGCUGAGUGCUGCUUCACCUACAUCACACGUGCCAUCUCACGGGAGCGCAUUACUAGUUACUAUGAGACCAGCAGCGAGUGCUCUAAGCCGGGAGUCAUCUUCAUCACCAAAAAGAAUCACUCCAUCUGUGCCAACCCCAAAGAUGAAUGGGUCCAGGACCUCAUCAUGGACCUACAGGAGAACUGAGUGGUCCAAAAGCGUGGCAGAAGGUCACAGCUCAGCCACCUAAAGAGAAAAAGCCAAGUGCCUCCUCUGGGCCCAACCCUCAGCCACGGGAAGCCCCUAGGGAUUUCUUGGUCUUCAAUUAAAAACUAUUCAUGCCUU
Dipodomys spectabilis (banner-tailed kangaroo rat) is the source of this 503-nucleotide messenger RNA. RefSeq names its product C-C motif chemokine ligand 14 (gene Ccl14). The record is from RefSeq and is a predicted model, not a curated record. The transcript has 3 exons. Gene Ontology annotation, biological process: lymphocyte chemotaxis; chemokine-mediated signaling pathway; positive regulation of ERK1 and ERK2 cascade. Gene Ontology annotation, cellular component: extracellular region. Bases 78 to 365 code for a protein of 95 amino acids. Lineage: Eukaryota; Metazoa; Chordata; Mammalia; Rodentia; Heteromyidae. Gene Ontology annotation, molecular function: CCR chemokine receptor binding; chemokine activity.